GAGCCAAAAAGGCACCAAACUUCUCACUUGAGGCUCAUUUUUCGGCGUUGCGCCUGGACGUGCCUGCUUUUCUCCACCUCGCCUUUUCGUUAUCAUUCACUCCGCUGGAGGAUACCUGGACCUCUUACUGAUGGAACAGGGUCACUCCAACGUUCUCCUGCAGCCGCCCAAAACCACCUAACAUUUCCUGGAAAAACGUGUCCAUCGCCUGCUCCCAACAAACAUGGACUGUUUUCCCAUGCUUUAUUUUCUGUCGAGACAUCAUGAUUCCUGGUAAUCGAAUGCUGAUGGUCAUUUUAAUAUGCCAAGUCCUGCUGGGAGAGAGCAACCAUGCUAGUCUGAUACCUGAAGAAGGGAAAAAGAAAGUACCGGGCCUGCAGGGUCGUUCGGCCUCUCAGAGCCAUGAACUGCUGCGGGACUUCGAGGCCACGCUGCUGCACAUGUUCGGCCUCAAGAGGCGGCCGCGGCCCAGCCGCUCCACCACGGUGCCCCGCUACCUGCUGGACCUCUACCGCCUGCAGUCGGGGGAGGCCGAGGAGGCUGGCGGGCAUGACAUUGCUUUUGAGUACCCAGAGAGGUCAGCCAGCCGGGCCAACACUGUGAGGGGCUUCCACCAUGAAGAGCACAUGGAAAAGGUGCACGAGCAGGACCUUGGCGAGGCCACGCCCUUUCGCUUCAUGUUCAACCUCAGCAGCAUCCCGGAGGACGAGCUGCUCUCUUCCGCCGAACUCAGGCUCUACCGUCAUCAGAUUGACGAGGUCGUGGCUAACGCCCUCUCAGACGAGCAGGGGCUUCACCGGAUAAACGUGUACGAGGUGCUGAAGCCCCCGCGGCCCGGGCAGCUCAUCACGCAGCUCUUGGACACGCGGCUCGUGCGCCAGAACGCGUCGCAAUGGGAGAGCUUCGACGUCAGCCCGGCCGUGCUGCGCUGGACUCGUGAGCGCCUCCCAAACUACGGGCUGGCUGUGGAGGUGCAGCACCUCAACCAAACGCCGCGUCACCAGGGCCGACACGUCCGCAUCAGCCGCUCGCUACACCAGGAGCCCGGCGAGGACUGGGAGCAGCUGCGCCCCCUCCUGGUGACCUUUGGCCACGACGGGAAGGGUCACCCACUGACCCGCCGGACCAAGCGCAGCCCCAAGCAGCGGGGCCGCAAACGCAACCGCAACUGCCGGCGCCACGCGCUCUACGUGGACUUUAGCGACGUAGGCUGGAAUGACUGGAUAGUGGCGCCCCCUGGUUACCAGGCUUAUUACUGCCACGGGGAAUGCCCCUUUCCUCUGGCAGAUCAUCUGAACUCAACCAACCACGCCAUUGUUCAGACACUGGUGAACUCUGUGAACAACAACAUUCCCAAGGCCUGCUGCGUGCCAACAGAGCUCAGCGCCAUCUCCAUGCUCUACCUAGACGAACACGACAAGGUGGUCCUAAAAAACUAUCAGGAAAUGGUAGUGGAGGGCUGCGGCUGCCGCUAACACACAGACUAUCUGCAACAUGGACUUGGACUAGAGACUUGAAAAAAAAGCAACAUGGACGCAUCAGAAGGUCUUUACUCCAAAAAAAAAAAAGAAGUUCACUUGGACCCUUAUUUAUAACGUUUAUGUUGAGGUGUAUGUUUGUCUCACUUUUUUUUUUGUUUCUUUGACAAUAUGAUCAUAUAUUUUGACAAAAUAUAUAUAUAUAUAUAUUUAUAUCUACAUAUUAAAAAUAAAUUGAGUCCUUAUUUUAAACAUAAAAAGCUGUACAACUUUUCAUAAUGUACAUUAGAUUGUAUAAGUUUUUUUAUUGAGAAAAUAGUAAAAACAAUCUAAAAAGUAAAGUUUAUUUACUUGUAAUAUUUAUUGCUUUCAUAUUAUAUACAUUUUUGGAGAAAAAAAAAUAAAAACAUGACUUGCUUCCAAUAAUACAUUCAGACCCAGCACAAGAUACAUGCUUUGUGUAUUUGCCUAAAUUAGAGCACUGUGUGAAAUGGUCACUUUUUAAAGGAAACGUGGGAAAUUAUCUGAAAUAUGCACUGAUUAAUUUGAAUCAAGACAUAUAUGGGUGUGUGUAAACAAGGUGGCAGUAAAGUCCAGUUUUGGUUUCAACAUGAAUUUGGAUUUAAAUUCUACACCUUUAUCUUAGUUAUCUUUCGGCCUUUUAAUGUGUUUCAAUCAACUUUCAUCUACAACACAAGAUAUUAUUCACCAUUUCUUCACCAUUCCACGAUUCACAUUUCACCAAAGAAAGAUGAAUAUUGGAAAUUAUCGCCCUGUGAUGGAUUUUCUCAGUUUUCGGUUACAGAAGCUGUCACAGAAAGGCAAGGCCAUUUCAAAGCGUGUACCCCCUUUGGAGCGAAAGGCCUUAUUGUUCUCAUAUUUCACUUUUAUGUCAACCUGACUAACAUGUGGUGGUUGGACACUUGCUAAUCCAAUUGCAGCCGGGGCGGGCUGUUGAGCCUGACUGUGGGAGAGUGACUCUAUUGUUCUUGACGUCCCCCACAUCGGGGGCAUGAUUGUGGCCGAUGCGUCCUGCCCUGACACAAGACGGCUGAGUCCUCAGAAGAAUCAAAGGUUAGACGCUCUGUCUCCUGCCUUUGUCUUCGGCGGCUCAUGCCGGCAGAGCAAAGACGCCUGUCUCCAACCUGUGCCCCAACACACAAUGGGCUUCUAAAUCACUUAUUUACAAGCUGACGGCUGGCCCAAAUUAUAUGAUAAUGUUUGGAGAGAGCGACUACUUUG
This is a messenger RNA of Platichthys flesus (European flounder), 2720 nucleotides long. It is a transcript of the gene bmp4, whose product is annotated as bone morphogenetic protein 4. Lineage: Eukaryota; Metazoa; Chordata; Actinopteri; Pleuronectiformes; Pleuronectidae. Bases 264 to 1475 code for a protein of 403 amino acids. The transcript is spliced from 4 exons. Gene Ontology annotation, molecular function: growth factor activity; cytokine activity; BMP receptor binding. The record is from RefSeq and is a predicted model, not a curated record. Gene Ontology annotation, biological process: BMP signaling pathway; SMAD protein signal transduction; negative regulation of apoptotic process. Gene Ontology annotation, cellular component: extracellular region.